AAUCGCCAUUGAAGACAAAUAAACGAUUUUCUGAAUCCAACAUCCUUUAGAAGGAAAAUGAGAUCGUGCAGCUAACCAUGAAUGCCUCCAAUGACGGCAACAGUGGAUUCUGGGCCUAACUGGUCGACAACCAUGCAAUUUGACUCUUUGUGGAGAAUCUUGGAGGCGCAGAUGAUCAAGCUGUACAAAACCUCCACAGGAAACACGUCUGGAAAUUAGGUUGGGUCAAGAUUUCUAGACGCCCAAUCGAAAACGGACAUAAGGUUAUGGACCCAUUCAAGGCUAAGCUUUCCAUCAGGGGGCCGGACAAUUGGAGUUUCGGGAGGUGGCGGCGGCAACCAUAAGUUGGAGGUUUUGUACAGCUUGAUCAUCUGAGCCUCUAAGAUUCUCCACAAAGAGUCAAAUUGCAUUGUUGUCGACCAGUUAGGCCCAGAAUCCACUGUUGACGUCAUUGGAGGCAUUCAUGGUCAGCUGCACAAUCUCCUUUUCCUUCUAAAGGAUGCUAGAUGUCCUUCAGAAAAUCGUUUGUUUGUCUUCAAUGGCGAUUUUAUUGGUGUGGAAGGUAUUUUUGCCCAAAAGCGUUUAUAUUCUUAGAGGAAAUCAUGAAUCCAAAUACUAUAAUUCCAUUUAUGGAUUUGAGAAGGAACUGUUGGCAAAGUAUGGAGACAAAGGGGAUGAUGUUUACCAAAAAUGUUUUGGGUGCUUUAAGUGUCUCCCUUUGACAUCCAUUAUCGGGAAAUAUGUAUACACUGCUCAUGGUGGGCUGUUUCGCAGCACAACGGCAUACCUCAAGAAAUCAAAGGGAAAGAAGAAAAGGAAAAUAUCUUUCAAUCCUGAACUAAGCAUAACAUUGUCUCUUGGCAUAUUUGAAGAAUUAAACAAGGCUCAAAGAAUGGUUCUGGAUCCUCCGUCUGAAGGUUCAAACUUGAUUCCUGGUGACGUGCUAUGGUCAGAUCCAUCCAUGGAUCCCGGUCUUUCUUUGAAUCAACUGAGAGGUGCUGGUUUGCUUUGGGGUCCUGACUGCACUGAGGAAUUUCUCAAGAAGUUUCAGCUCAAGUUGAUUAUUAGAUCGCAUGAAGGCCCUGAUGCACGGAAGAAGAGGCCAGGUCUUGGUCUAAUGGAUAACGGGUUCACCAUAGAUCACGUUGUGGAGUCAGGGAAGCUCAUAACUUUGUUUAGUGCUCCAGACUACCCACAAUUUCAGGCAACGGAAGAUAGGUACAGAAAUAAAGGAGCUUACAUCGUUCUAGAACCCCCUACUUUUGAUAAUCCUGUUAUCCGUAGCUUCGAAGCAGUCACUCCAAGACCUCAGGCAACCCCCUUUUAUGAUUUUGAAGACUUAUCUGAUUCUGAUCAAGAGUCGGACUCUGGGGCGAUGGAGACUACCCCGUGAAGGCCUCGGUCAUCAAUCGCCAAUCGUACACUUCAUGAUUUUGUUGCGUCUCUCCAUUUUGGACACUGCAUUUUCUUUUGCCUUGCCAAAAGCCAUUCCAAAAUGUACAUCGUUCAUCAAUGAGAAUCAGAAUACAGGUGCCUUUCGAUAUU
Malus domestica (apple) is the source of this 1545-nucleotide messenger RNA. RefSeq names its product serine/threonine-protein phosphatase 7-like. Gene Ontology annotation, molecular function: hydrolase activity. The record is from RefSeq and is a predicted model, not a curated record. Lineage: Eukaryota; Viridiplantae; Streptophyta; Magnoliopsida; Rosales; Rosaceae.